Messenger RNA from Saccostrea cuccullata (small rock oyster), 1153 nucleotides. Its product is annotated as dynein light chain Tctex-type protein 2B-like. The coding region runs from base 61 to 711 and encodes 216 amino acids. Gene Ontology annotation, cellular component: cytoplasmic dynein complex; cytoplasm. NCBI's taxonomy places the organism in Eukaryota, Metazoa, Mollusca, Bivalvia, Ostreida, Ostreidae. Gene Ontology annotation, molecular function: dynein intermediate chain binding. Gene Ontology annotation, biological process: microtubule-based movement. The transcript has a single exon. The record is from RefSeq and is a predicted model, not a curated record.
GACAAAGUUUACCAAUUCUUCAUUAUUAAAGUUUGGAAUUUUAAAAUUCAUUAUUUUACCAUGACAACAAAGAGUGACUUUCCAACCGGAAGACGCAGCAGUGUGACUUUUAACCUAAAUGAUGAGGCCUUCCGGAUCCGGACUCCCAGUAUGGGAAAGAGAGAAAAUCAACAGAUCCGGGUGUCCAGUUCGGGAAAAGUGAAAACGGAAUACGCCCAAUCCGACACCAGCAGUGUAGUCUCCAGCUCACUUCCAAAGAAGUUCCACAAGCUUAAAGGACCAAAUCGCCUGCAACAGAAUUUAGACCGGAUCAAAAGUCCUAGUGGGUGUGUGCGACCUCAACAUAAUGUUAAUUAUGAAAAUACGUACAAACUAUCCCCGGAUAAAAACACUGCUUUUGAUGAAUCAAAAAUCUCAGAAAUUAUUGAACGCAUUUUGUCAGAAAACCUUAAGGACGAAUCAUACAACCACGACGACUGUUUAAACUUGUGCGUCCGUCUUGCAGAAUUGAUUAAAGAUGAGGUCAAAGCGACUGGAAUUCCCAGAUAUAAAUUGAUUACACACGUUGUUAUAUUUGAAGACAAACGACAGGGUUUUCAAUAUGGUAGCCGGUGUCUCUGGAACCCUAUCUUUGACAAUUUUGCUACGGCAUCGUACUCAGGGCCCGAAUACAGGGCCGUGGGGGCAUGUUUCGCCACUUACUAUGACUAACAUGAGUCAGACCCAGUGAACCGGAUGGACAGUCACUUUCCAAUAUACAUGUAUAACUUAACAGAACGGUACUAAAAGGGGGGCUUUAAAAGUCCCUUUAGAGUAACUGAGUAUGUGAAUGUUUUGUAAGGAUAAAGACAUUUAUUUAUUACCAAAUAACACAAUUAGAAGACAAUUGUUAGCCUGUAUAAAAUUAUUAAAUAUUGCUGGAAUUCACGGAGAAGCCUACAAUAUAGUUAGAGAGAAUUUACUGUAAAUUGUUGCCUUUAUAUUGUAUUGAAAUAAAAAUGGUAAUCAGUAUUUCAAAAGUGCAAAAUUGAUAUUUCGCUUCGACAAAUGGAGAGGCGAUCCGAGAGUACAAUAUUUCAUUCAAAGAGACGUGUUUUUGUUUGUUUGUUUGUUUAUCACCAUUUACCACCAUUGGUAAUAAAAUAUACUAACA